UGUGUUGCAUUGUCCUCUAAAAAAAUUAAUUUUUGUGGUAGAAGAAUUCCCUGAUUAUUAACAAGUGUUUAAUAAUUAGGUUAGAGUAGAUUAUAUUACUUUCUUAAUUAUCACUCAACACAUAUUACAAUGAGGCAAAUAAAAAAAUCAAUAACCACAUAUUUCCUUCACACGAAGUUAAAUAUAAUGGUUUUUGCAAUUUACUCUCCUUAUUUUGUCCAUUUGGUUAAUUAAUACUUGAGUGCCACUUAGAUUUGUUUAUGCAGUUGUGUGUCUCAUUCAUUAUUGAAAAAGUGUCAUGUGCAUUGUCAAGAUUGACAAUCCUUGUCUACUUCUAAAAUGUUUCUUAUAUUUCUGAGGGCUGCCAAAUAUGUUGCACUCUUCCCUAUUCUCUGCUGCCAGGCACUAAAUUGAUCAUGAAGAGAAUUAUUACACAUUCAUAAUACCUCACCUAAGUGAAAUUCAUGUCUAUUGUUGCUAACUAAUCUUCACUUUUAAUGAUUAUUAAAUACAUUUUAUCAGAGAUUGAUAAUGAGUCAUUUGAGCAACUCAGGUGAGGAAUCACUGACUACUAAUCUGGUGAAUGAUGGAGCAAACUUCAAUGUCAAAUACAAGGACACUGAUCUCUACUCAGUAUACUGCAUUGAUCAGUGUGUUGCAUGGCUCAUCAGCCAUGCAUUUGAAAAGGUUUGUGUCCAGUUUCCACAAGAUUGUUGUGCUGAUGCUCCACUGGUGAUGCUUCUUCUGCAGGAGAAGUUACCUGAAGUUCAGUUCUCCAUCAUCUUCAACUCAAGUGCUGCAAAAUGCUGUGUGAGUCAAAAGGAUGCAGAGUACCGUACGGCUGACGCGGUUGUGCAGUUUGGACGGACAUGCUUGACUCCUGUGGCGCGACUGUCUGUGUUGCGCGUGCCAGCCCCGCGCUGGCGAGCAAACGUACCUAGCCUGUGUCAGGGCCUUCGCAGCUUUCUACAAGAGAAUCAACUUGACAACGACAACAAGAGAAUUAUAGUUCUCUACGACACGAGAUGCGCUUAUGCCAUGGGAGCUGUGGAGCAGGAACUUCGCCCUGAGUUUCCUAAUAUUAUGAUGUCACGACUUUUAAUAUCUCAGAGCGUAUCACCCGACACGAUCACUACUGAUAGCACUGUCACUAUCGACCCCAUUGCUGCCGAAUGUCUAGUCGAUGUAAAUGAAAAGAUAAGCCAAAAAAGAAGCCAAGAAUGGAAUUUCUUGUGCUUUUGUCCAUCUGAUUACAGUCUAGGUGUUUGUAACUUUUGCUACGGUUCUUCCUUUGGUAGCAAUGUCAGAAAAAUUAAUGAAAUUGCACGUGCAGACUUUUUGACUACUUCCGUCUGUGAAAACGGUGAGAGCUUUGUAAAUAUCAGUGGCAGAAUUUUUAGGCUACCUAAUAGAAUUUCCAAGGAUAAUAUUGUAUUCAUAUUCAUCGGUCAUCAAAGUCCCACUUUAACUUCAUUGUCUCUCAAGUUAGCCACUUUUCCACUGUAUGUCAUUCACCCUGAAACCGGCGCGGUGGUAACUGCUACUGCCCAAAAAAUGGUGAUGCAGAGAAACUAUAAAAUUGAACAAAUACGCGACGCCCAGAAGAUUUGCUUGCUUAUUUCAAACUUUAGUUUGCCAAGGUACAAUGAUAUCGUUACUCAACUUUCGAUACUGGUGAAGAAAUCAGGAAAAAAACUCUUCGUCCAGUAUUCAGCACACCCCGACUUGCCGAAGUUGAUGAAUGUGCCCGGCAUUGAUGUAUUCGUGUACAUAGCUUGUCCCGAAAGCUCUGUCAUAGAAAGGGAAAUUGACCCGGACUUGUACAAGAUGAUGGCAACUCCAUGGGAACUUGAAGUUGCUCUCAAUCCUAAUCGUGAAUGGAAAUUAGAUUUUGAAACGGACUUCAGUGAACUACUCGCCUGCAACGAUCACCAGACUUCAACAGUUUCAAAUGUGAAAGGAGUACCUCCAGAUACCGAUCAGUACUCCGUGUCGGUGUCUUUGCUUAGCAACAAGACUCAGUCACUUGGUAUAGCUCCGACUAUCGAGGUUACGUCAGAAUCUAUUGCUGGGGCCUUGGUGGCGGUGCCCACUCGUCAGGUCGCUCAGAGGCUACAGGCAGGAAGGGCUUUGGGUCUUUUGAAGGGCGAAGUGCCUUGGUAUGGCUUGGACCCAACCAUCUCUGCAGCCAGUGACGGUGGAUGUGUGGAAGGAAGGAAAGGUGUUGCUGGAGGCUAUUCGCAAGAAGGUAGCUGAUUUAUGUUAAAAGCACCUCUUCCCAUGACAUUGACGGAAUAAAUUUGAAAAAAC
Molecule: messenger RNA, 2310 nt
Organism: Hyalella azteca
Lineage: Eukaryota; Metazoa; Arthropoda; Malacostraca; Amphipoda; Hyalellidae
Product: 2-(3-amino-3-carboxypropyl)histidine synthase subunit 2
Exons: 5
Coding region: 532-2256 (574 amino acids)
Biological process (GO): protein histidyl modification to diphthamide
Molecular function (GO): 2-(3-amino-3-carboxypropyl)histidine synthase activity
Source: RefSeq, a predicted model, not a curated record